AGGGAAUGGCCAAGUCGAAAAACGGACUGGUGCGCAUUGCAACCUUACAAGGCGAAUUCAUCCUCGCUACGGAUCGGCACAGGGUCGCCGAGUAUAUGAAAGCCCCCGACACUAUCCUGAACGCGCAGGACGGAUCCAACGACGUAAGUCAGUCAUACAGAUGAAGAACCGCGGCUGAUGUCAAUUAUGAAGCAACAACAAAUCCCGUUCACCAUGGGGUACGGAGUCGGCCACCGGACCUACCACACGGCUGUAGUUCGCGGACCCAUCACUCAAAACAUCAUACCCAAGACUCCAGUGAUGCUCGAUGAGGCUUUGAGAGCUUUCGAUGACUUGAUCGGCUCUCCUGUUGAGGAGACGCCGAUUGCGCUGUAUAGUGCCAUUGCCAUGACGGUCGCCCGGGUGGCGAACCGGGUAUAUGUGGGAACGGAGCUCUGCCGCAACGAGGAGUUUCUGCGAAAUGCCACCGACUACGCAGAGGCCGUGGUUAUAUCGGCUGAGGUUCUGCGCAACUUUCCGGAAUGGAUGAAAGGUUUUCUAGUACGGCUCCUUCCAGUGACGUCCUAUCGUCGACAGGGUCGUCGGUUUCUGGCGCCUCUCAUCCAAGACCGUCUUGACGGCAAGCUGGAUGCGAAUGGAGAAAAACACAAGGACUUGAUCCAGUGGUUGAUUGAUGCUGCGCCGCCUGUCGAGAAGACUAUUCCUCAACUGGCAGAGCGAGUAAUGGCACUGAAUGUGGCCUCGAUUCACACUACUACCAUGACAUUCACUGCCGCCUUAUACCACCUAGCCGCUGAACCCACCAAGUACACAUUAACCCUCCGAGAAGAGGUGAUGGCGAACCUUGAACAGGGCGAAAUCACAGCAACAACCCUAAGCAAGCUCCCCAAGAUGGAGAGCUUUCUUCGCGAAUCGGGCAGAUUCGACUCGUCAGGGCUGAUGUCCAUGCAACGCAACGCCCGAAAAGAAUUCAAAUUCUCAGACGGAACCGUCCUCCCGCCCGGCUCGAAGAUCGGAUCGCCCAGUCUCUUCCUUCACCGGGAUCCGGAAGUCUUCGAGGAUCCGGAGGUGUUUGAUGGGCUUAGAUUCUACCAGCCAUACUCGGAGCCUGGUACUAAGCCUAAGACGAUGUUGAAUACCGAUGUUAAUUUUCAUCUGUUUGGUCAUGGUAGACAUCCGUGCCCUGGGCGGUUUCUGGCCGUGCAUGAAAUCAAACUCAUGUUUGCUAUAUUGCUACUGCGGUAUGAUAUCCGGCUCAAACCCGGCACCAAGCCGCAGCCGUUCUAUAUUGGAACUAUGUCUCUGCCAGAUACAAAAUUGGAGGUUUUAUUCAAGGCUAGAAAGUGAUGUGCAGCUUUGGUGGGCAUGUCUCAAUGGGGGUUUGCACUGCGUGGUCUUUUUAAAGCAGAUAUCAG
This is a messenger RNA of Aspergillus campestris IBT 28561, 1415 nucleotides long. Its product is annotated as cytochrome P450. Gene Ontology annotation, molecular function: iron ion binding; monooxygenase activity; oxidoreductase activity, acting on paired donors, with incorporation or reduction of molecular oxygen. Lineage: Eukaryota; Fungi; Ascomycota; Eurotiomycetes; Eurotiales; Aspergillaceae. The record is from RefSeq and is a predicted model, not a curated record. Bases 178 to 1347 code for a protein of 389 amino acids. The transcript is spliced from 7 exons.